Molecule: messenger RNA, 4496 nt
Organism: Raphanus sativus (radish)
Lineage: Eukaryota; Viridiplantae; Streptophyta; Magnoliopsida; Brassicales; Brassicaceae
Product: mediator of RNA polymerase II transcription subunit 15a
Exons: 12
Coding region: 188-4249 (1353 amino acids)
Biological process (GO): regulation of DNA-templated transcription
Molecular function (GO): chromatin DNA binding; transcription coactivator activity
Source: RefSeq, a predicted model, not a curated record
CCUUCCUUCCUCACCAUUUGGUCCCCAGAUCUUAUUUUCACUCCAAUUCAUUUCUCAAUCAAGCUAAACCCUAAAUCUAGCUCCCAACAAAAAAAAAAACCAAUUCCUCAAAUCAACCCGUAAUCGCCGUAGCCCAAAACGCGAAAAAUCGCCUCGAUAGGCUCUUGAUUUUGAGGAAGACACUUGAAUGGAUAAUAACAAUUGGAGGCCUUCUCUUCCAAAUGGAGAUCCUGCCAUGGAAACUGGUGACUGGAGAGCUCAACUUCCACCUGAUUCUCGCCAGAAGAUUGUGAACAAGAUAAUGGAAACACUAAAGAAGCACCUUCCAUAUUCUGGACCAGAAGGGAUAAAUGAGCUCAGGAGGAUUGCUGCCAGAUUCGAGGAGAAAAUUUUCAGCGGCGCUGUUAACCAGACUGAUUACCUUCGGAAAAUAUCCAUGAAGAUGCUGACUAUGGAGACUAAAUCGCAAAAUGCAGCUGGCUCUUCCUCAUCUAUCCCUGCCGCUAAUAAUGGCACAUCUAUGGAUUCAAUGCCUACCAAUCAAGGGAACCUUCUUCCAGGAACGUUACCAAACAAUCAAUCUCAAGCACCUCAGCCGUUGCUGCCCCAAACCAUGCAGAACAAUACAGCCUCUGGAAUGAUGGGUUCUUCUGCUUUACCAUCCUCCAUGCCGCCGGUUUCUUCCAUAACCCAUAAUAAUAACGUCACAAACGUUGUGAACCAGAAUUCCAAUAUGCAAAAUGUAGCCGGAAUGUUGCAAGAUUCAUCUGGGCAACAUGGCCUUUCAUCGAACAACAUGUAUUCUGGAUCCCAAAGGCAGAUGAUGGGCAGGCCGCAUGAUAUGUCUUCACAGCAGCAGCAGCAGCAGCAGCAGCAACAGCAGCCUCAGAGUGCACAAUAUCUUUAUCAGCAACAGCUACAGCAGCAACUUCUCAAGCAGAAUUUUCAGUCAGGGAAUGUUCCUAAUCCCAGUUCGCUUUUGCCAUCACACAUGCAACAACAGCAGCAACAACAAAAUGUGCUGCAGCCUAAUCAAAUGCAUUCGUCUCAGCAGUCUGGUAUUCCAACAUCUGCGACGCAGCCCUCCUCUGUGAGCUCAGCUCCUCUACAGGGUCUCCACACAAAUCAGCAAUCAAGUCCCCAAUUACCUGGGCAGCAGACUACGACACAGGCUAUGCUUCGUCAGCAUCAAUCUUCGCUGCUAAGGCAACAUCCGCAAUCACAACAAGCCUCUGGAAUCCAUCAGCAGCAAACUUCAUUGCCGCAGCAGUCAAUUUCUCCUCUACAACAGCAGCAAUCCCAAAUGAUACGGCAACAAGCUGCAAAUAGCUCAGGGAUCCAACAGAAGCAGAUGAUGGGACAGCAUCUUGUUGGGGAUAUGCAACAGCAACAUCAGCAAAGGUUAUUGAACCAACAAAAUAAUAUGAUGAACAUGCAACAGCAGCAGACCCAGCAGCAACCGCUGCAGCAGAAGCAACAGCCACCGGCCCAGCAAUUGAUUAAUCAACAAAACAGCCUUCAGGCUACGCAUCAGCAACCGCUGGGCACUCAAAGCAAUGUUACCGGAUUGCAGCAAAGCAAUGUUACCGGAUUGCAGCAACCACAACAACAGUUACUCAAUUCCCAGGUUGGCAAUUCGAACUUGCAGGCUAACCAGCAGUCGGUGCACAUGUUAUCACAGCCAACGGGGAUGCAACGAACACAUCAGGCUGGCCAUGGCAUGUUUCCUUCUCAGGGCCAACAGUCGCAGAAUCAACCAUCCCAACAGCAGAUGAUGCCCCUUCAGUCGCAUCAUCAGUUAGGUUUGCAACAGCAACCUAAUCUGCUACAACAGGAUGUGCAACAAAGGCUACAAUCUUCAGGCCAAGUCACAGGUUCCCUGCUUCCACCUCAAAAUGUCGUGGACCACCAGAGACAACUAUAUCAAUCCCAAAGAGCCCUUCCAGAGAUGCCAUCGUCAUCGCUUGACUCGACGGCACAGACGGAAAAUGCAAACGGAGUUGAUUGGCAAGAGGAGGCUUUCCAAAAGAUCAAAACAAUGAAAGAGGCGUACUUGCCAGAUCUUAAUGAAAUCUAUCAGAGAGUUACAGCCAAGUUGCAGCAAGAUUCUCUUCCACAGCAACAAAGAUCAGAGCAGUUUGAGAAAUUGAAACAAUUCAAGACAAUGUUGGAACGAAUGAUACAAUUCCUAUCCGUUUCAAAGAGCAAUAUCGUGCCUGCAUUAAAGGAUAAGGUGACUUUUUAUGAGAAGCAGAUUAUAACUUUCUUAAAUAUGCACAGACCGAGGAAACCAGUACAGCAAGGGCAGCUUCCGCAAUCUCAGAUGCAGCCUAUGCAGCAACAACAGUCGCAGAACGUUCAAGAUCAGUCUCAUGAUAGUCAAACAAAUCCGCAGAUGCAAUCAAUGAGUAUGCCGGGUUCUUCUGGGCAAAGGGCACAACAGAGUAGUCUGACAAAUAUGCAGAACAGUCUUCUAUCAUCUCGUCCUGGAGUUUCAGCUCCACAGCAGAACAUUCCAAGUUCCAUACCAGCUUCUAGUCUAGAGUCAGGCCAAGGUAAUGCACUGAACAAUGGCCAGCAGAUUGCCCUGGGAUCCAUGCAACAAAAUACUCCUCAACAAGUAAAUAACAGUUCUGUAUCUACUCAAAGUGGGUUAAGUACACUGCAGUCUAAUGUUAAUCAAACCCAGUUAAGUUCUAGUUUGCUUCAGCAACAACACAUGAAACAACAGCAAGACCAACAAAUGACGCAGCAGUUCAAACAGCAGUUGCAACAGCGUCAGAUGCAGCAGCAGCAGCAGCUGCUACAGAAGCAGCAGAUAAUUCAGCAACAGCUGCAAGCAAGACAGCAAGGGGCGCAAAAUGAUAUGAAUGAUUCGACAGCGAGGCAGGGAAUGAAUGUCGGCCGUGGGAUGUUUCAGCAACAUUCUCUGCAGGGUCAGCGUGCUAAUUAUCCCCUUCAACAGUUAAAACCAGGAUCCCAGCUUCCUGUUACGUCGCCUCAACUUAUGCAAGGUGCAUCUCCUCAGAUGAUACAACAACAUAUGUCUCCUCAGAUCGACCAGAAAAAUGUGAUGUCAUCUGUCAACAAGAUGGGAACUCCAUUGCAACCUGCAAACUCCCCUUUUAUUGUCCCAUCUCCUUCAACCCCCUUGGCACCGUCCCCUAUGCAAGUUAACUCUGAGAAACCUUCUGGAGCUUCUUCGUUGUCAAUGGGAAAUACUGCACGCCACCAAGCAACUGGCAUGCAAGGUGUAGUUCAGUCCCUUGCAAUUGGCACUCCAGGGAUCUCUGCCUCUCCUCUCCUUCAGGAGUUUGAUGGAAAUAAUUUAAAUCCUUUGAUAAGUACAUCUGGAAAACCAAGUGGGACUGAGUUGCCUAUGGAACGCCUUAUCAGAGUCGUGAAGUCCAUCUCACCACAAGCACUUUCUUCUGCAGUAAGCGACAUCGGAUCUGUUGUAAGCAUGGUUGAUAGAAUAGCUGGUUCAGCCCCAGGAAACGGUUCAAGAGCUUCAGUUGGCGAGGACUUGGUUGCAAUGACUAAGUGUCGCCUCCAAGCAAGAAACUUCAUGACGCAAGAGGGAAUGAUGGCGACCAAGAAAAUGAAGCGUCACACAACCGCGAUGCCAUUAAGCGUUUCUUCGUUAGAAGGAAGCGUUGGUGACAACUACAAGCAGUUUGCAUGUUCGGGAACAUCAGAUCUGGAAUCUACUGCGACUUCUGAUGGCAAGAAGGCAAGAACUGAGACCGAGCAUGCCCUAUUGGAGGAAAUCAAGGAAAUAAACCAGCGGCUGAUAGAUACAGUUGUUGAGAUUAGUGAUGAUGAAGAUGGUGCUGAUCUGAGUGAGGGAGCAACAGCAAGGAAAGGGUGUGAAGGAACAACAGUAAAAUUUUCGUUUAUAGCUGUUUCUCUCAGCCCAGCAUUGAAGGCUCAUCUCUCAUCAACCCAAAUGUCUCCUAUUCAACCAUUGCGUCUGCUAGUCCCUUGUAGCUACCCCAACGGCUCUCCAUCUCUCCUGGACAAACUCCCGGUCGAAACCAGCAAAGAGAACGAGGACCUCUCAUCAAAAGCUAUGGCAAGAUUCAACAUAUUGCUAAGAAGUUUGUCACAGCCGAUGUCGCUCAAAGACAUAGCCAAGACAUGGGACUCUUGCGCUCGGACGGUGAUCUGCGAGUACGCACAGCAGUUUGGUGGUGGAACUUUCAGCUCAAAGUACGGUACCUGGGAGAAAUAUGUAGCCGCUUCCUGAAUCAUCAUAUGGCAUAAACGGUAAACUUUGUGAUAUACUUGUUAUCAAAAAGUAUUUAAACCAAUGUCAAAACUGUAGAAAAUCCCACGUUACCCACCGUUUGUUGUAUAGUGUAAGUUUGUAAUCUUCCACGAUAAUGAUUGGGAGCUUUAUCCAUAAGUCAAAGCUUAUUUAUAUGCUGUAUAACUGAAUACUUUUCAAAUACUGUAUGUUGUUCUGUAUUAUUAAUGAAUGUAUUUCAUGGGAA